Phragmites australis (common reed) is the source of this 959-nucleotide messenger RNA. RefSeq names its product allene oxide cyclase, chloroplastic-like. The transcript has 2 exons. Gene Ontology annotation, biological process: jasmonic acid biosynthetic process. Bases 126 to 842 code for a protein of 238 amino acids. NCBI's taxonomy places the organism in Eukaryota, Viridiplantae, Streptophyta, Magnoliopsida, Poales, Poaceae. The record is from RefSeq and is a predicted model, not a curated record. Gene Ontology annotation, molecular function: allene-oxide cyclase activity.
CUUGUUAAAUAAACAGCGCACGCAGUGUGUCACCCCCACCCUCCACCACCUGCCCACGCCACCAUCAGCAUUCACCAGCGCGAACCAAGAGAGAAGCGACUAGUCCAAGAACUCAUCAGCCCAUCAUGGCCGCCGCGCUCAGAGUCCCCGUCUCCCUCAAGUCCGCGGCCUCCGGCUCUACGGGCUUUGCUAAGGUCCCUUCGCAGAUGCCGGUGGCGGUGGCUGGGACUGGGAAGAUGCGAGGAGCCCGUGGGGUCGCCGUGCGAGCUUCGCUGUUCUCGCCGAAGCCGGCGGCGGCCAAGGACGCGCGGCCGAUCAAGGUGCAGGAGCUGUACGUGUACGAGAUCAACGAGCGCGACCGCGAGAGCCCCGCUUACCUCCGCCUCAGCGCCAAGCAGACGGAGAACGCGCUCGGUGACCUCGUCCCCUUCACCAACAAGGUGUACAACGGGAGCCUCGACAAGCGGCUGGGCAUCACAUCGGGGAUCUGCGUGCUGAUCCAGCACGUCCCGGAGCGCAACGGCGACCGGUACGAGGCCAUCUACAGCUUUUACUUCGGCGACUACGGCCACAUCUCCGUGCAGGGCCCCUACCUGACCUAUGAGGAGUCGUACCUCGCCGUCAAGGGGGGAUCCGGCGUAUUUGAGGGCGUCUACGGCCAGGUGAAGCUCAACCAGAUCGUCUUCCCCUUCAAGAUCUUCUACACCUUCUACCUCAAGGGCAUCCCGGACCUGCCUCGGGAGCUGCUCUGCACGCCCGUCCCGCCGUCGCCCACCGUCGAGCCCACUCCCGCCGCCAAGGCCGCCGAGCCGCACGCCUGCGUCAAGAACUUUACCAACUAAUAAUCCGAUCCUCGUCAAGAUUUUCGCUAGCGGAGUUCUACUCGAUCAUAUGUAUGGCUUGGCUAGUUUCAAUUCAAUUCGUAGUAAUAAGAGACAUUGAGAGAGUUGUGUGCUUCA